Benincasa hispida (wax gourd) is the source of this 471-nucleotide messenger RNA. NCBI's taxonomy places the organism in Eukaryota, Viridiplantae, Streptophyta, Magnoliopsida, Cucurbitales, Cucurbitaceae. The record is from RefSeq and is a predicted model, not a curated record.
AUGGUGAAAAUAAAUUCAAGGGUUACCUUUGAGAGUGAGACAUUAUAUAGUGUCUAUGUAGCGAUUAGACAUAAAUGCUCAACUGUGGCACAAUUAGUUCAAACUCUUUCAGAAAGGAAUGCUUUGAAAUAUUCCACUCUCGUAGUAGCCAUCACUUCAGAUCCUACUCCUCUUCAAUUUCUGGCCCCAUAUUCUAAGUGUGCUAUGGGAGAAUAUUUCUACGAUAAUGGAAUGCACGCAUUAAUAAUCUAUGAUGAUCUUAGUAAACAGGUGGUGGCAUAUCAACAAAUGUCAUUAUUGCUACACCGACCACCAGAUCGUGAGGCUUUCUUAGACGAUGUUUUCUAUUUACAUUCCCGUCUCUUAGAAAGAGCUGCUAAGCGAUCGGACCAAACAGGUGUAGGUAGUUUAACUGCCUUAUCCGUCAUUGAAGCACAAACUAGACCUAAUCGUUCGUGUGGAGAUAUGUAA